Molecule: messenger RNA, 1068 nt
Organism: Zootoca vivipara (common lizard)
Lineage: Eukaryota; Metazoa; Chordata; Lepidosauria; Squamata; Lacertidae
Gene: HOXD13
Product: homeobox D13
Biological process (GO): regulation of DNA-templated transcription
Molecular function (GO): DNA binding; DNA-binding transcription factor activity, RNA polymerase II-specific
Source: RefSeq, a predicted model, not a curated record
AUGAGCCGCGCAGGCAGCGGCUGGGAUAUGGAGGCGCUACGGGCAGACGCCGGCGGCGGCGGGAGCAGCAGUGGCCGGGGCCAGUGCCGCAAUUUCCUAUCGCCGUCGGUCUUCGGGGCGGCGCCGCCGCCGCCGGGCCGAGCUGCGGGUCCCACCGCCUCCUCGGGCUUCCCUUACGAGCGCUCGGGCUCUUCGGCCGGGGCGCGCUCGUCGUCGUCGUCGUCAGAGGCGGCCCCUUCCAAGGACUGCUCCAGCGGUGGGCCCCCGACGGCCACGGCCGCCGCGGCCGCGGCCGCCGCACUAGGCUACCACCCGGGCUACCACCACUUCGGCAACGGCUACUACAGCUGCCUGCAGCAGAACGCCGCGCUCAAAGCCUCCCCGCACGCCGCCUUCCCCGUGGAGAAGUACAUGGACGUGGCCGGCCUGGCGAGCACCAGCGUUCCGUCGGGCAGCGACGUCUCCUCGCGAGCCAAGGAGGUCUCUUUCUAUCAGGGCUACGCCGCUGCCGCCGCCGCCGCCGGCCCUUACCAGCACGUGCCCGCCGGCUACCUGGACAUGGUCUCCACCUUCGGCUCGGCGGCGGGCGGCGAGCCCAGGCACGAGACGUACAUCUCCAUGGAGGGCUACCAGUCGUGGACUUUGGCCAACGGGUGGAACGGCCAGGUGUACUGCGCCAAAGACCAGGCCCAGGGCUCCCACUUUUGGAAGUCCUCCUUCCCAGGGGACGUUGCACUAAAUCAGCCGGAUAUGUGUGUCUACCGGCGAGGGAGGAAGAAGCGCGUGCCUUACACGAAGCUGCAGCUCAAGGAACUGGAGAGCGAGUACGCCGUGAACAAAUUCAUAAACAAGGACAAGAGGCGGAGGAUAUCAGCGGCCACCAACCUCUCGGAGAGACAAGUCACUAUUUGGUUUCAGAACCGCAGGGUCAAGGACAAGAAGAUAGUCUCCAAGCUGAAGGACAAUGUCUCCUGAUCCGGGCCCAAAUCGGUUUUUUUUGGAGGGGGGGUAGGAUCUAUCUCUAGCUAUAAAUAUAUAUAUAAAUAUAUAUUAAUUGCAAACCAUCCA